Eucalyptus grandis is the source of this 5744-nucleotide messenger RNA. RefSeq names its product disease resistance protein RUN1. NCBI's taxonomy places the organism in Eukaryota, Viridiplantae, Streptophyta, Magnoliopsida, Myrtales, Myrtaceae. Gene Ontology annotation, molecular function: ADP binding. The transcript has 14 exons. Bases 468 to 3938 code for a protein of 1156 amino acids. The record is from RefSeq and is a predicted model, not a curated record. Gene Ontology annotation, biological process: defense response; signal transduction.
AGCUUUUUAUUUCAAUUCCUGCCGGGCUCCAUCUUUGAGUAUAGAAGAAUGCCUUCGAUGCUUUGAUGCUCCACUAACAAUCGAUGCUUUUUUUUUUCUUUUUCUUUUUUUCUGGGAAUUAGGCUCUAGUCCUAAUACAUUCAAAGAAUCCCCCAAGUCAACUCAGUUACAUUUGGAGGAAACACUGCAAAAAACGAUGGCUCUCCUUGGUUCUCUGGAAAAAGAGGUGCGUUAAAACUACAAAUGAAGAACGGUUGUCCGAGGUAGGUGAUUCCGUGGAAGCGUGCAAUAGUGAUCUUUCUUUGCAUCUUUUGUCGCUCAUCGUGAGCCUGAAUCAGUCGGUAGUUGUUUUGGGACAGAAAAAGUCAGUCUACCGUUUCUCUUAUAAAUUGCCAAUAGGCGUGAGGUAACUGGAAAGUUGCAAUUUCGAACAAGCACGAUCGCUUCUGCAGCCAAAGAUCAUAGGAAUGGAACAUCUCGAAGGAAAGUCUCUCCCCCAUGGUGGUGAAUCUUCAUCAUCGUCAAGGAGGGAUUACGAGGUGUUCUUGAACUUCAGAGGGCCCGACACUCGCUUAACCAUCACAGAUUCUCUCUACGGGGCCAUGAUCCGGGCCGGAAUUUGUGUCUUCAAAGAUGACGAAGAGCUCCGUGUUGGGGAAGAGAUCGGAGGCGAGCUUUUGAGAGCAAUCUCCAAUUCAAAAAUUUACAUACCAAUCUUCUCUAAAGACUAUGCUUCCAGUAAAUGGUGUCUCCGUGAGCUCGCUUACAUGGUGGAGUGUAGGAAGAGAGGUGAGAAAGUGAUCUUGCCCAUCUUCUAUGGGGUGGAUGCAUCCGAUCUUAAGCUCAAAACUGGAUUGUAUGGCAAGGCCCUACGAAAGCAUAAGAGACAGUCUGGUGAAGAAACAGCGAAGCAGUGGGAGGAGGCCCUUAGAGAAGUCGCUAGAAUUAAGGGAUGGAACUUAACAGAUCACGGGCAAGAUAAACUUAUAACUCUUGUAUUGGAAGAAGUUUUGGGUAAACUGAUGCCUACACAGAGAAACUGGUGUGAUGGCUUGGUGGGAAUUCACGAUCGGAUGGAAGCCGUUAUGGAAUUGUUAGGCCUAGGUACUUCUGAUGUACGAUUUGUGGUGAUUUAUGGUAUGGGCGGUAUUGGGAAAACAACUCUUGCUAAGGCAAUCUUCAAGUGUAUCUCUUCCCAGUUCCAAAGUUGCAGUUUUCUUUCAGAUAUCCGGGGUAAAAAUAUUUUAAGUCUGCAAAAGACAUUAUUAUGUGAUAUUCUUGGUAUUCGACAUCCUAACUUUAUUGAUGCUGAUGAGGGGAGGGACAUGAUCAAAGAAAGACUCAAUGAUAAGAAAGUCAUCCUUGUUCUUGAUGACAUGGACAAUAGGGAUCAGCUCAUGAAGCUAGCUGGUAAAUCUAGUUGGUUUGGGCCGGGAAGCAGAAUUAUCAUUACAACUAAAAACACCUAUUUCUUAGCUCCCCAAAUCGACACCCAAGAUGACAUUAUCAUCCCACUUUAUCACCAAGAUUUCUCUUUUUAUGAAAUGAAGGAAAUGCAAUUUCACCAUGCUCUUCAACUAUUCAGCAAGCACUCCUUUGAAAGUGUCUCACCUCAACGAGACUACAUCAGUAUUUCACGUGAAAUUGUCGAAACUAUUGGAGGACUACCAUUGGCUCUUGAGGUCAUAGGUUCUUUACUCCAUUCAAAAGGCAAGAAAACAUGGAAAGACACAUUGACGAAGUUGAAGGAAGUGCCCGAUCGAGAUGUGCAGAAAAAGUUGUUGAUAAGUUACGAAGAAUUAGAGUACAAGCAACAACAAAUUUUUCUUGAUAUCGCAUGUCACUGCAUUGGUGAAGAAAGAAUCACCACAUAUUACAUGUGGAAAGCUUGCGAUUUUUUUCCAUAUACUGGACUCCGUGUUCUUAUUCAUUUAUCUUUGAUAAAACUCCAAGAUGAUAGACUGUGGAUGCACAACCAACUCAGAGAUCUCGGAAGAGCAAUUGUUUGGCGAGAAUCCUUUAAAGUUCCUGGAAAGCGUAGUAGGUUGUGGUGUUCAACCGUUGCCUUAGAAGUGGUUCAGAACAACUUGGGAACAAAAAACAUUGAAACACUCAAACUCAUAGGACUUGCUGACGGGCAUAAUUUUACAAGUGGCGAAUUUUCAAGGCUACCAAGUUUAAGAUUCCUUGAAUUGGAUGGGGGAAACUUUGUAGGAGACUUCAAAAAUCUUCUCUCUAAUCUAACAUGGCUCUCUUGGCAUCAUUGCCCUUCAAAACUACAUGCCACUAGUUUAUGUCUAAGGAAAUUGGCCGUUCUCAAGAUUUCAGAGAGCGAUCUUACUGAAGACUGGAAUGGAUGGGGAGCAUGCAUGGUAAAUGAUAACCUAAAAGUCAUAUAUUUGGCAAGGUGCAAUUAUUUAAAGAGGACACCUGAUUUCUCCAAGUGCUUGAAUUUGAAAAAACUGGCUCUCAAAAAUUGUACACGAGUGGAAGAAAUCGAUAGCUCUAUUAAUCAGCUAGGCCGCUUGAAGUAUUUGGAAAUCGAUGGGAAGGAUCAUCUGGCGCAGAGAAAUAUUUUUCCAGCCGUUCAUCUAUUACUAAACUCAAUUGGUCAUCUGAAAUCCUUGUCGGUGUUGAAGGUGGAAAAUCAGGAUGGUGUUAGAAAACUUCCUCCCUCAAUAGGAGAGCUACUAGGUUUGAAGCAUUUGUCUCUAAGUGGGUGUUGCAACCUUAGAGAGCUUUUCGAUUCCAUUGGAGAGUUGAGGUCACUCCUUUAUUUGGAUUUACAAGACACUGGUGUAAGUGCAUUACCUGAUUCCAUUGGAAGACUAGAAUCGCUACUUGAAUUGGAUGUAUCUUCUACACCAAUUGCAGAAUUACCCCCUUCUAUUGGGAACCUUAAACAGUUGAAGCUCAUGAUUUUGUCUUCUAGUAAGAUAAGAGAGCUACCGAAGAGCAUAGGGACUCUAGAGAAUCUCGAGGAGCUAAAUGCCAGAAAGUGUGACAAUCUUGAGGGCAAAAUUCCUAGUGAAAUCACAAGACUAUCCAAAUUGAAGACUCUGGACUUGUCUUGGACAAAGGUUAAUGGACUGCCAAUGACAUUCAAUCGGUUGUUCAACCUCAGACGACUUGAUUUAGGAGAAUGUAUGGAGCUUCAGUUACUACCAAAUCUCCCCACAAGUUUAAUAGACAUAAAAAUAUCGUCUUCAUCGUUGCAGGUAGUACCUGACCUCUCAAACCUCACUAAUUUAGAUCGUCUAAUAAUAAGUGAUUGCUCUUAUGAUGAUAAGUCUGUAACUAAACGAUCGUCCAUAAUGGAACAAGGACAAAUUCUACAUCCAAACCUCGAGUGUCUCGGAAGGCUUCAUAAAUUGGAGGAGUUAUAUGUGGAUCUAUUUGAUUUUGCCAUGCAUCCAACUGACUUGAGCUCCCUUUCUCGGCUCCGAUAUUUUGGAACAACUUGUACCGACCCACAGUCUCUGACUGGGUUUCCAUCCAAUUUAGUAGUAUUGAGCUUAAAAGAUGUGAAGACCCCAAUAGAAUGGUCAAUGUUCUCCAAUCUGGACAAUUUGUUUCAUUUACAUCUCAUCAGUUAUUGGUUAGGAGAGAUCGAGUUUGACAAUGUGCUCGGACAGCUAAAGAAACUCCAGAUACUGGAAUUGAGCGACUGUGACGCGCUUGCGAGGAUAUCCAAUGUUUCGAGCUUAAAAGAGCACCAAGAGCUGUGCGUGGAGUCCUGCCCGAAACUAAUUGAGAUUGAAUCCGAACGGCCUUCAACUGGAGAUUGCAGUUCCACGGAAAGGCCCAAUCCUGAUGCUCCAAAGCUAGAGAAGCUACCGCGGUUUACAAUCAGAGAUUGCGCAUCAUUGCAAAAGAUCCCAAAUGCAUGUCAUACAAAUGUUAGAAGAUGCCCAAGGUUAGAUGGUUUUGAUGAAUAAAGCGUCGUUUAUGAUAGAGAAAGGAUGGGCCCAGUGGAGCUUUUCGGCCUCCUCGACUAACUAUAGGCCUCUCCUAAAAAAUAAGGCCUUAGCCCAUAAAGGGCCUCUCGAGAGAGAGAUAAUUUCGGCCCAAGGCACCUUAGCCCAUCUUCUUAUUCCCUUCUUGAGCUAGUUCGGAGGAAAAAUCAAGAGCAGAAAAGAGGAGGAACGAGUGUGGAAUCCGAGAGCGAGCGGAAGAGGCUUUUGGCGUGAUUCGGUUCAGAGGCCAUGAUGAGCUAGAUUGGUACUGUUUUGAAGCACUCGAACUGUUCAGGGAGGCAUGGGAAAAUCAACUGUAGCUGUAAAUCUUGCAUAUACUUUGGCUGGAAUGGGAGCUCGAGUUGCUAUUUUCGAUGCCGAUGUGUAUGGUCCAAGUUUAUCAACAAUGGUUUCCCCUGAUAACCGACUUCUGGAAAUGAACCCAGAGAAAAGAAGCAUAAUUCCCACAGCAUACCUAUGAGUGAAGCUGGUAUCUUUUGGAUUUGCUGGACAAGGCCGUGCGAUUAUGUGAGGUCCAAUGGUUUCUGGUGUCAUCAACCAACUCUUGACUACUACCGAGUGGGGUGAGUUGGAUUACCUUGUUAUCGACAUGCCACCGGGGACUGGCGACAUUCAGCUUACAUUAUGCCAGGUUGUACCCUUAACAGCUGCCGUCAUUGUUACCACCCCUCAAAAGCUUGCAUUUAUAAAUGUAGCAAAGGGAAUUCGCAUGUUCUCAAAACUUAAGGUACCAUGAUGCUGUUGUCGAAAAUAUGUGCCACUUUGAUGCUGAUGGAAAGCGCUAUUACCCACUUGGUAGAGGAUCAGGCUCUCAGAUUGUGCUGGAUUUAUUUACAGGUUGUCCAGCAGUUCGGAAUUCCUCAUUUAUUCAAUCUUCCCAUUAGACCAACGUUAUCAGCCUUUGGAGAUAGUGGAAUGCCAGAAGUUGUGGCAGAUCCUCUAGGAGAAGUUGCCAAGACAUUCCAGGACCUCGGAGUGUGUGUUGUGCAACAGUGUGCCAAGAUUCGUCAACAAGUGUCAACAGCCGUAACUCAUGAUAAAGUUAUCAAGGCAAUCACAGCAAAGGUUCCGGAUUCAGACAAGGAGUUCUUUCUACACCCCACACCGUGAGAAGAAACGACCGAUCAGCUCAAAGUGUGGAUGAGUGGACAGGGGAGCAAAAACUGCAGUAUUCCAAUGUUCCAGAAGACAUCGAACCAGAAGAGAUUCAGCCAAUGGGAAACUAGGCCGUGUCCAUAGUUUGGCCAGACGGAUUUAAUCAGAUUGCUCCAUAUGAUCAGUUGCAAAUGAUUGAACGUCUGGUCAGUGUUCCUGCUCAGUCGUGACACAUUCAUCCAACUACAGUCGUAGAUUGAGGCUUAGGUGAGAAGAAUUGGCAAACACUAGAAUUCUCUCGAGAAUGUAAUCGGCAUCGUCUUCCCUCUACCCACCCCGAUGGGCUAGUCGACUAUAGGCAGCAGAUUGGAGGCUGCAGAGUAGCUCGAACAUAUGAACACAGAGAGAUACAUUCGAACCCGGAAAGCCUCUAUAUAUGUGCUUGCUCUCUCUCUUCUUGUUUCAUUUUCUCUUCGGUACUUUGUGUAAGAAUCUCAGAACAUAAGGAAUUCCAGUACAUGAUGCACUUGCUUCAUUUUUAGUAUCCAUCUGUUGUUCUUGCAAAACCAGUGUCCCCCCGCUCCAUCACUGUCUGCCUAACCUGGCAUAAAAAAUAGUUGUGAAAUCUUUUGGUGAUAUAUGAAAUGAUUUAUGGAUUUGGUUUGUGAAUUA